Messenger RNA from Oncorhynchus tshawytscha (Chinook salmon), 2893 nucleotides. RefSeq names its product angiomotin-like 2a. Gene Ontology annotation, cellular component: cytoplasmic vesicle; bicellular tight junction; plasma membrane. Gene Ontology annotation, biological process: hippo signaling; establishment of cell polarity involved in ameboidal cell migration; regulation of cell migration. The transcript has 9 exons. The record is from RefSeq and is a predicted model, not a curated record. Bases 338 to 2575 code for a protein of 745 amino acids. NCBI's taxonomy places the organism in Eukaryota, Metazoa, Chordata, Actinopteri, Salmoniformes, Salmonidae.
CCAGUCUCCGCGAACAAUCGGCCCUCAGUUAUUUAUGAGCAGCGCUUUCUCUCUCUCCCGACUCAGUCUGUUGUGAAAGCUUCUCAGAGACGCACACCGUAGCAGUGCACUCUCUCAGCGGAACGUAGUAUACUCAGGAUACGAAUUUAUACUUUCCAGUUAUAGGAAAUUCUAUUAGGAUUACAUUACGUUUAAAAGAAAUAUAAACGAUAUAGACCUACGGCGUCCACAACUUGUUUCCGUGAUGACAAUGUAAAUAGAUCUGUGGUUAACUAAUAAUCCAAACCACCAAAGUUCAACACAGCACAUUCACUUAUAUAUUCUCUGAUUGACUGAGAUGAGAACUGCUGAGGAGUCUUCUGGCACGGUUCUACACCGUCUAAUCCAGGAGCAGCUCCGUUACGGGAACCCCACGGACACCCGUACCCUCCUGGCCAUCCAGCAGCAGGCCCUGCGUGGAGGCAGCAACAGCAGCGGAGGAGGCGGGAACCCCACAGACACCCGUACCCUCCUGGCCAUCCAGCAGCAGGCCCUGCGUGGAGGCAGCAACAGCAGCGGAGGAGGCGGUACCGGAUCACCCCGCUCCUCUCUGGAGAGCCUGACCCAGGAAGAGUCCCAGUUCAUCCACAUGUCCACCAGACAGGACCCCCAGGGUCAGGAGUACCAGGGGGACUACAAACACUGUGAGAGGGACUCCGUGUGUCACCUCUACCAGCUCCACAGACACGGAGAGGAGCUGCCCACCUAUGAGGAGGCCAAGGCCCACUCUCUGUAUCUGGCCUCGGUAGGAGCCCAGCGGGGUCAGGGGCUUGAGGUGAUGGAUCACCAGGGAGGGGGCCAGUGGGAUUUGAAACGGGAGCACGCCCGCUCCCUCAGUGAACGGCUCAUGCAGCUCUCCCUGGAGAGGAAUGGUGGAUCAUGUGGAUCCAGAGACAGUCUGCCCCUCAGCUCAACACAGAGUUACCCACAGCUUUCCAAUGGCCACUGUGGGCCUGUUGACCACCAGGGACCAGAGUCUCUCCAGUACCCCGAUCAGAGGGGACCUCCUCCGGACUACUACCCCUUCCUGGUCAGGCCUCCUGGAUACAUGCUCAGCCACUCACAGGAGACACACGGACACUACCACCAGGAACCUCCUCCCCCAUUCCACUCCCAGCACAGGUAUGAACCUGCCCAUGCCCAGAUGAUUCGCCACAGUGUCCAUUCUGGUCCAGAGGUCUACAUGAGUCACGCCAACCCCAGUACCCACAACAACAGUGCCCAGAUGGACCUGUUGAGGGAAAAUGAGAGACUGAGGAAAGAGCUGGAGGGAUACAGCGAGAAGGCUGCCAGACUUCAGAAGCUGGAAGUAGAGAUCCAGAGGAUAUCUGAGGCCUACGAGACCCUGAUGAAGGGCUCAGCCAAGAGAGAGACCCUGGAGAAAACCAUGAGGAACAAACUGGAGUCAGAGAUCAAGAGACUACACGACUUCAACAGAGACCUCAGAGAUCGUCUGGACACUGCUACAAAACAGCGAGUAACCAAAGAUGUUGAAUCUGCCAACCAGAAGCAGCAGGUGUUCGCCAAGCUCCUCGAACAAAAUGAGGAACAGCAGCGGGAGGUGCAGCGUCUGCGUGGCUCCGGGGAGGAGUGGCUUCGGCGCCGGGAGGUUCUGGAGCUGGCCCUGGGGUCGGCACAGACCCGUAAUCUGGCCCUGGAGGAGGAGCUUAGAAGGAAGAAGGCGUAUGUAGAGAAGGUAGAGCGGCUGCAGAGUGCCCUGGGCCAGCUACAGGCAGCCUGUGAGAAGAGAGAGGCCCUGGAACUGAGGCUGAGGACCAGGCUGGAGCAGGAGCUGAAGAGCAUCCGAUCAGCACAGUCCCACAGCACGGCUAGCGGUCCUGGCUCCCUGCCCUCUGAUCUGAGCUCCAUGGUGUCUGUACAGCAGCAGCAGCUGGCUGAGAGAGAAGAGAGGAUCCUGGCUCUGGAGGCUGACAUCACACACUGGGAACAGAAGUACCUGGAGGAGAGCACCAUGAGGCAGUUCGCUAUGGACGCAGCCGCCACCACUGCAGCUCAGAGAGACAGCAGCGUCAUCAAACACUCGCCUCGUCACUCACCCAACAACAGCUUCAACGACCACCUUCCAUUCAGCCACAGGCAUCGGGAGAUGGAGAACAGAAUCCGAGCGCUGCACUCCCAGCUCCUGGAGAAGGAUGCCGUGAUCAGGGUGUUACAGCAACGGACUGGACCAGAGCAGCAGGCCCUCCUCCGCCCUGCCAGGUCCGUCCCCUCCAUCAGCACCGCUGCCAAUGCCUCAACAUCCACCUCCUUCAAUGGCCCGGUGGAGCGACCCAUCUGGGGAAAAGGAAAGAGCCUCUCUGAUGACCAGACGGCUGCUGCAGUGUCUCCUCUGUCCCGAUCCCCCCACCAACACCCCCGCAUCCCCCUGGCCCUGCCUCUCCACUACUCCAAGCCCCAGAGUAGGGAUCACAGCAGCCAGUGUGAUAGUGAUGUCCCAGCCCAAAAGGCUGACCUCACAGUGGAUCCCCCCAACAGUUCAGACACUGCAGCAGGCGUAGUAGAAAUCCUUAUUUAACAAACGUUGAACUGUGGAUGGACAGUGAAAACACGGUCGAUGACCGAGACAACUUCCUGUCCUGCAUAUCCCACCCAGAGCGAAGAAGACAGCCUGCCCGUCUGUCUGUUUCUGGCCAGACUGGCCUCCAGAUGAACAGAAGGACACUUCCUUUGAAGACAGAGGGACAGUUUGGAGACGGACAUGGACAUGUGCUUCCUACCUACCUACCUUCCUUCCAUCUUACCUAUUUUCAUACUGUACCUUCCUUCCUACCUACCUACCUACCUACCUUCCUUCCUUCCUUCCUACCUACCUACCCACCUACCUACCUACCUA